Monosiga brevicollis MX1 is the source of this 1989-nucleotide messenger RNA. RefSeq lists its product as uncharacterized. Gene Ontology annotation, molecular function: diacylglycerol-dependent serine/threonine kinase activity; ATP binding. Lineage: Eukaryota; Choanoflagellata; Craspedida; Salpingoecidae. Gene Ontology annotation, biological process: protein phosphorylation. The transcript is spliced from 16 exons. The record is from RefSeq and is a predicted model, not a curated record. Bases 1 to 1989 code for a protein of 662 amino acids.
AUGUUCUCGCCGGCGCGGAGUAAACGCGGGGGCAGUGUGCUGAAUCUCAAGCCCCUCAAAUCUUCCAAGCGCACAAUCGAUCCCUACUGCAUCGUCCAGCUUGACCACACCUUGGUGGGGAAAACAACCGUCAAGCCCAAAACUGAGUCGCCCAUCUGGGAAGAAGUCUUUGAAACCAACGCCGAUCGCGCCGAACACAUUGAGCUCCUUUGCUACAGCAAGGCCUUGGUUGGAGAUGGCACUUUUCUGGCCAGCCUCAAGGUCAACCUCGCCGAUUGCAUCGAAGGCGACAGUGGGACCACAGAUCUUUGGUUUGAACUCGAACCUGCCGGAAAAGUCAAAGUGAAGAUUGACUGGGCACAGGCCGUCACCGAACCCCGCAAAUUCGUCGCGCGCGCCAAUCGUGGUCGCCGUGGGGCCAUGAAGCGGAAGAAAAUUCAUGUGGUCCUCAAUCAUCGCUUCGUGGCUCUGUUCUUGCGCCAACCCACAUUCUGCAGCCAUUGUUCCGGCUUUUGCUGGGGUCUUGGAAAACAAGUGUGCGGUGUCGUCGUGCACAAAAAGUGCCACGAAAAAGUCAUCACCUCGUGUCCUGGCGGCCAAGACAAGCGCUUCAACAUCAGCUUGCCGCACCGCUUCAAGGUCCACAACUACUUUCGACCCACGUUUUGUGACCACUGUGGCUCCCUACUUUGGGGGUUGCGACAUCAAGGACACCGUUGCCAGGCCUGUGGGUUCAAUUCGCACAAGCGAUGCCUCGCCAAUGUGGCCCACAAUUGCGGCGUUGAUGCCAAGGCCUUUUCGGACAUCUUGUCGGAGAUUGGCACCAGUGUCAGCCAACUUGACGGAGUGCGUCUUCUGCCCCCUUUCUCACAAUCCAAACGUCUCUCCGUUCGUUGCCACACGAGGGGCUGUCGAGUCUCACCAAGCUGCCCUGGCUGUUGCCACGGGGCGACCUCUGGUGCUGUGCCUCCCAGCAGCAUGCCUCAUGGGCCCAAAAUCGAGGAUUACAACCUUCUAAAAGUCUUGGGCCGUGGCUCCUUUGGCAAGGUGCUUUUGGCCGAGGACAAGCGCAACCACAUGGCGGUGGCCAUCAAGGUUUUAAAGAAGGUGCAUAUUCUUGAGGACGACGACGUCGAGUGUGCCCUGACUGAGAAGAACGUGCUGGCCGUCGCUACACAACACCCCUUUCUCACGCAGCUUGUCUGCACGUUCCAAACACCAGAUAAACUUUACUUUGUGAUGGAGUUUGUACCCGGCGGUGACUUGAUGUACCAGAUUCAAAAGAGUCGCAAGUUUGAGGAACCCCGAGCCCAAUUCUACUGCGCUGAAAUCGUGUGCGCCUUGCUGUUUCUGCACAAGCGCGGCAUUAUUUACCGCGACUUGAAGCUGGACAAUGUCAUGUUGAAUGCCGCCGGGCACUGUCUCCUGGCUGAUUUUGGCAUGUGCAAAAUGGGCGUCAGUGACGGGCGCACGACGAAUACCUUUUGUGGCACGCCCGACUACAUUAGCCCCGAGUUGAUUCGUGAGGAGGCAUAUGGCCCUUCCGUGGACUGGUGGGCGCUGGGGGUGCUGACCUAUGAGAUGUUGGUGGGGCAACCACCCUUUGAUGCGGAGGAUGAGGAGGAUCUCUUUGAUGCAAUCUGCAACGACAGUGUCUUGUUUCCGGCCUGGGUCAGCAAGACGGCGCGCGCCCUCAUCGAGGCAUUUUUGACGCGUCCCAUUCCGCGGCGAUUGGGCUGUGCCUCGACGGGGGAGCGCGAUAUCAAAACGCACGCCUUUUUUGAGGGUCUGGAUUGGAUGAAGCUGGAGGCGUGUGAGUUGACCCCUCCCUUUGUCCCUCACAUAAAGUCAAGCCUGGACGCGAGCAACUUUGACCGCGAGUUUACCUCGGAGGCCGUGCGGUUGACCCCCACCAACCCAAAGAUGAUUGAGGGCAUUGAUCAGGGCGAAUUUGCCGGCUUUUCUUACAGCCACAGUUCGUUGGUAUGA